Messenger RNA from Galendromus occidentalis (western predatory mite), 6795 nucleotides. RefSeq names its product titin homolog. The record is from RefSeq and is a predicted model, not a curated record. NCBI's taxonomy places the organism in Eukaryota, Metazoa, Arthropoda, Arachnida, Mesostigmata, Phytoseiidae.
AUGGCCUCGCAGGGGGUCCCAGUUCCGGCCGAUCUCGAACUCGAAAACGGCAAUUCUCCUGUCGACAAUUCGCCCGACUCGAACCCCUCACAAUCUUCCCCACCAGCCGUGGCGGCUAACCCUUCCGCGCCAACUUUGGACAACGACCGCACGCCGGCCGCUGGCGAAGGGAUCAGUUUCGCCGACGAACUGCGUCAGAUCGAGGCAACGGUCGGAGCCCAACACCACCACGGUGGCGAUGACAGCGGCGCCAGCGGCGAUUCAUCACCGAAUUCAGGAGGACCGGCAGGAGAUUCGAAAGGAACCGAUGACAACCGGAAUGUUCGAGGAGAGCCCGUCGACGUAAACGAGAACGUUUCACCAAUCGAGCAGCGGGCACCAGACCUGAAGAAAGUACCUUCUGAGGAAUCGGACUCACUUUCGCCGUCCACUGCCUCUUGUACAGAGUCGACCAGUGUCGAUAGUCAGAGGGUGAAGGCGGACGGAGGGAACGGAGACGACCUUACGCCGAAACAAGAAACCCGUCCGAGCGAGAGCAAGAAACAACAUACGCGCGCCCCUUCCAUGACAGUUAGUGAUGUGGAAAAAAUCGACAGUGAGAAACGAAAUGGGAACGGCAGGGUGAGCAUGACCGAAAAGUCCGAGAGCCUCGAAGUACAGCCGAGCUCUUCGAGGGAGCCGUCCCUCGACGCAGACAUCCCGAACAACGUUGUCGCUGAGCACGAAGCGCCGUCUCCAGCGCCGUCUUCCCACAACGUAAACGUCAACGCCAGCAACAAUAACAAUAUCAGCGGUGACGGCGGUAGCAGCAACCAAAACAACAACAUGAGCAAUCACGAAAACAACAACGGGGACCGCGCGAACAACAACGAAGAGGAAUCCGCGGGCCAGGCGGGACCCCCGGCGCCGGUGGUGACCGCUUCGUCUACAGCGGCUCCGGAUCGGAAAGAGAGCAUCAUUUCCCUAAGUGACCUUCCGCUCCCCGAUUUGACCGACGACGAGGCUUCGAAAGCUCGACGAGAUUCGCGUGAUCAGGAGAAUCCAAAUAUGGGGCCGGAGAUUACCUUCCGGAAAGCCAGUAGCGCCGCCGGGGAUGGUUCCAGACGAGAGUCCCGGGCUGGCGAAGUAGGAGGAGCUCUUGAAGACGGGGGUGCGGUCACUACGUUGCUUUCCAGCUCUGCCGCAAUCGUCGAGAGCGUGGCCAUAGACAAUGCUGCCGUGGACCAGCCCACCACGGCGGGGACGACGGCGACGGUUGCAGAUUCCGAGGGGUCCCCGACCAGCGCCACCAGUGCUCUGGCACAAUUGCUCUCGAGUUCAACUCUAAUAGCCGAAUCGGUAGCGCUUCCCGAACCUGUGGCGGAAGACAUUGUGGCUGCGGCGGUAGCCGCCGUCGCCACGAGCGCCGACGACGAGGUUGACGGCGUCGACGGCAUCCAGCCGGGACACCCCGCAUCCGAAGGUGCCAUUUCAGCUCUGCUGAGAAACACCGCUUUGUUAGCUGAGAGUGUAGUCGUACCUGAAGCUCUAGAAAAAGAGGACAGCGAACCGCAGUCAACGCAGAAGAGCGACGUAUCGAGAGACGUCACCGAGACAGCUCAACGAAUCGUUGAGCGCACGUGCGAUGCGGCCGCUGACCAAGCGGCCUCGAUUCUGGCGUCUGACGCUGCAGCGCCGAUUCCUGAACCAGAAUACGAUUUCGGCGAAGCCCUGGAGAACUUGCGAGACAUAACACCCAUACCGGACGAAGGGUCAACAGUGCCACCGACGAAAAUACCCGACGGCGACACGAAAGGCGAAUUGAGCAACUGUGAUGAAAAACACAAUGGAGUGAGCUGUGAUAGGAGCGAGGAACUAGACGAAAGUACAAACCAGGGAGUCGGCGGUGCGCAGGGUUCGGACCGCGAGGAGCAUCAACGCCGUCCGUCGGAUUCAGGGUCGAUCGGCAUUUCGUCCAGGAGAACGUCGGCGGUGAAGGUGGCAGGCGCAUCCGCCAUCGACGAAGACGUCGCCGAACCGCUUGCGACUACUUCGGACGGGAAACGCAAGUCUAGUGGAGCACUAUCCAGCAUGUUCUCGACCUUGGGAAGCUCCAUAUCCAAUGCAGGACAGGCGCUCUCGGCCAAAAUCGCAGAAGUCGGUGACGACGUCCAGAGAAAAUCACAGGAAAUCGGUGACAAGGUCGAGCAGGCUGCGGCUUCGACAUCCGACAAGCUUCAACAAAGAGUCGCCGACAUCGAGAACCAAACCCAGAGAGCCGCUGAGGAUCUGAAGCAAGCCGGUGGCGAUUUCGCUACGUCAGUCAAACAGUCCACGUGCGACGCCGCUGAUUCCGUCAAGCAAUCCGUGUCCGACGCCAAAGACACGCUCGCAGAGAAAUCAGCUGAGCUCGCCGAUAGUGUCCAACAAAAAAUUCAGGAAGCGGAGACUGCCGCCAAGGGAACCGCGGCCGAGGCUGCGAGGGCCGCCACAGACGCAGUCGCCAGCGCUUCAGGAGCUGCCACAGAAGCCGCAGAGAGUGUCAAGAAAGCCGCGAAGGAAUCCGCCGAGGAGUGCGAGGACGCGGUGAAACUCGUGGCCGAGACGGCCAAAGCCACGGUGGCCGAGGCAAUCGCCGGAGCACAGGAAGUGGCUGGAAAGGUCGCCGAGGGAGGAAAGAACGCGGCAGAAAGCCUUAAACAACAGCUUGAUGAAAAAGUUAGCAGAAUCACAGACGAGGGUCAGGAACUGGCCACGAACACUGCAACGUCUGUUGGGCAAACGGCUGACAAAGCCGCAGCUGUCGUUGCAGGGGCAGUGCGGGAAGUCGAUAAGAAGCUACAGGACUUAAAGGACACCGUGAGUGAGAAGGAGGAGAGUACAAAGCAACAGGACAAAGUUGAUGACCAGAAGGGAUCCGCCAAGGCUCAUCAGGCAGCCACAGCGGAUGGAGCGGGAGAAGCGGAGCCAGAAAAGAAGGAGGGAGAGGGAGUGGGGAUUUCCCAGGAAACCACGAGGGACGCAGCUCCCGAAGUCCCGACUUCAGCCAAUGUCGGUGAGUCUGUGGGCGACCACGUCGAGAAUAGUGCCACGGCAGCUGCUCCGGAGAGCUCCGGGAGCAAAGCCGUUGACACCGUCGAUAUCAAAUCGAUCGCAAUAGAGCCGAAUAAAACAGCUGAUGACGGUGAAAAACAAAAAGCUGCUGAUGUCAAGGAUGCCGUUGCGGAGAAAAUCGAAGAUAUUCAGGAGGGGACGGUUGAGAUUGCGGACGACAAGAAAUCUGACGCCUCCACCGCGAGUGGAGCGCGAGAAAUAGGAAACAAGGGACAACACGAUGACGGAGGAAAGCCCCGAUCAUCGUCUGGAGAUAUUGUUCCGACUGGAGUGGGAGAUAAGGCUAGCGCCGGACAAGACGGUGGGGCAUCCGUCGCUCCCGAAAAAACUUCAGGCGCAUGUGCUGCGAAACGGGAAAGUCUGCGUCCGGAGCCAGAAGCCGACCAAGCUCACGGUCUUGAGGAUGACGGGAAGAAGCCGAAGGCUGCCAGCUACGUUGCUGUUGCGGAAACAAUGGAAUCUGCCAAAGAGACCAUCAGCGAGACUUCGAUAACGCCUGGAAAUCUAGAUCACCCCAAAACGAGCGACUCCAGAGGAACCCCCGAUGCGGGACAGGUAGCCGUCGUGGGAGACCCUGCGGAGACUCCUCGAAAAAUGUCUGUCGUCAAAGACGGCGCGGACUCUUCGCAGGUAUCACUGACCGCCGCCGCAUCCGCCGCGAAAAUCGGGGAUUCCCUUGCUGAUGUCGCUCAGACUCGGGAAUCGGAGAUCGUCGCAUCCGACGCCGAACCCCAAACGGAGGACAUCGGAGCGACGCUCGAAGGUCAAAGAGUCACCAGAUCCGAUAGUGUUGCAUCACAACCCACAGUAGAUUGUGGUCGUAAACAGAGCAAAUGCGAAGUUGAUUCUGAUCUUGAGGCGUCGGUGAGGCAUCAGCUGUACACUGGGCCCGAAGAACUAACUCGCGCCGACACCGGGUCGAAGAGCACCGAUAACUCGGAGGCUCUCCCACGGAAAUCGGUGGACGAAGCUAUACUGGUUCCAAGUCAUGCUCCCAGCCUGACGGCCGGAGCCACCGAUUCGGCUUCUGCCGUCGCUAGGAACGAUUCUUCGACAACUGUUCCACCUGUCGAAGCCAGCACAAACAAUGUGGGUACCGGCGCUGCUGAGGAGGGUACGCUGCUCAAGAGAUCCGCAGAGUUGUCAUCCCUCAACAGACCCCUUCAAACUUCACCGAAUCAACCCACGGCUUCGUCGCAGAACGAGGAAAUGAAAACUGAUUCCGCACCGGGCGUCGUCGACGAGACAGAGUUACAGGCAGAUUCCGAUGCAACAGUGGAGACUGAAGUCGGUUCUCAGGUUAGCGUCGCUCAGGAUGGAAUGCAGGCGUCUCAAAGCGAAGGAGAGCUGGAGAACGAGUCCGAACCCGCGGACAGCGAUGCUGAUCGUCGUGGCUCCGUCGAAACUCAAAUCGAGCAAACAUCUGCAAAGGAAUCGAGGGACUCGGCGAUUCUAGAGAAAGACGUGGAUUCGACGAAGGAAGAAUCUGGGCUUGAUCGAGACAUGGACGACGCUGCUGGACCCGGAGGAUGCCAAGCCGCUACUUCUUCUUCGGAUGUCGACGAGGCAGGCGACGGCACCACAAGCACUGCUGAGGAAGCUUCUGCCGACCGAGCACGAGCGGCCCCUGCAGAAAAUUCGCCGGAAACUAAAGCGGCAGCGGAGCCGGACUCGAUGGUGGGAGACGCUAAUGAGUCGACAGCACAAGGUGCCGAAGAGGAGGCGACAGCCAACGACGCCGAGUGCGGGGAAAGAAAAAUAGAAGCAGAAGGUGCAGCAGAAGAAUCCGCCAAACAAUCACUCUCUACCGAGGAGGAAGCGGCGGCAGGGUCUGAAACGCUUGACAAAGAAUCUGCCGCCGAGACCUCUGUCGAGGAAGCUGAGGAGGCUCUCGAUCACACCGCGGCAGGCGAGAAACCCGGGGACUCAGAAGGCCCGGGCACGGACGAACUCCCAAACGCUGAUCAAGCCGAAGGGAGGCGGCGGCCCUCUGAGGAAGCGGCUGGAGACCCGGAAGGUGAUGUUGAAAAAGUUGAGAGUGUCGCCGAUCAGCUGACCUCGGACCAGCCGGCUGAAGAGGGAGCCGCAGCCCAAGAGUGUCCUUCCGCAGCCGAAGCUGAAGUCGAUUCCGGACUGGCGGCAGAUGCUCCGGCAGAAACUGCAGACGCGAUUGAGGAUUCCGCUGUCGAGACGAAAGACGAGGUUCCGGCCGACGAAGGCGGUGAAGGAGCUGGAGUAGCUGCCGGAGUAGAGGAAGAAUCAAUUGAGCCCGCGACAGAGACAGGAAUCGGAGUAGCAGAAGAUUCGGAUCAACCCGAGCCCGAUACUGCGUCCGUUCCAACGGAAGGAAGAGCUGAAGUUGGAGACGACGAAGUUGGGCCCGAAGCGUCAGAGAAGACCGCGGAAUCUGGAGCAGUCAAGACUGCCGGAGGGGCCGUGGAUGUCGACGGCGAAGAAAAGACCGAAGCGGAGGAGAGACCAGUCGCUGUCGACGAGCCAGUCGCCGGAGAGUCAGAGACCGAAGCCGACCCGCCAGCCUCAGGAGAACUAGGGGCCGAGGUCGAACCAGCGGAGGGUACAGCUGCAGAAGAGGAUAUGACGGCAGCCGAGACUGAAGCUGGGGCUGAAGAAGAAACCUCAACCGCUGCCGCCGCCGAAGACGCAGAACAAGUCACAGAAGACAUCAUCACAGCCGAUAGUGCGGCUGAAACGUCGGCGACAGAGAGAGCUGAAGAUGAAUCAGAGAAAAAAGAUGCCGAACACGACAAAUCCGAAGAGAAGAGCGAUAAAAAGAAAGAUGCUGCCAAGAGCCCGAAACCCAAGAGGAAAGCUCGCUCACCUGAGAAGAAGGUGAAGAAAGCCCCAAAAGCGGACGAUGCCAAGGUCUCAACAGUGGCCGCCAAGAAGUCGAUGGAUAACAAGAGACCAUCGUCGCCGAAAAAAAGCCCCGUGAAGAAGGCUGAUGACUCCAAAUCGACCAAGAGCUCAUCGAAACCCGGAUCACCGAAGAAGAUCACCAAAAAACGUGCCACAUCGGCAUCAGUCGAGAAGAAAGACAAGAGAGAGCACGGAGUUGAAAAAGCCUCCAGAGACAUGAGCACUUCGGAGAAGGCCACUGUUAAGAAAUCAGCUUCGCCGUUCAGCACCGUCAAGCCUAGGGUCGACUCGCACCUCAAAGAAACUAAAGCCAGCUCUAUUCGCCGGGAACUCGUUCUCAAGUUGGAUCCUUCGCGCGCGAGCGGGGAGAGCAAGAGCGAAGUUAACACUCCCAUGAACCGCCCUCAGUCUCCCACGAAGAAAAAGCGAUCCAAGGAAGCACCUGAAAUAGGUGCCACCAAGAAGAAAACCGUUCCAUCCAAACGCGCGAAAAGCGCCGCUCCGUCCGCAUACAGACGUUUCAUGCAGCAGACUAAUUCAGAAACGGUCUCUUCGAUGCCCACCAAAACGAAGAUGAAGAAAUCUCCCAGCGCCGAUCUCGACGCUGUCAAAAAGUCUAAGCUUCAUGGCAAGAGCAACAAAACGGCAGCGAGCAAAGAGAACUCGGACGCUCUUACCGGAAUGCCCAAAUCCACAUCAUGUAACUCGGAUCUUGCCACAAAAGUCAACGUAAACUCAACAACCGUCAACACGACCUCAGCGAAAAGAACUAAGUCUCCCAGCAAACAGGUCGUCCGUCCCCCCUGGACUAACUACUUUAGCUAA